Cryptomeria japonica (Japanese cedar) is the source of this 2036-nucleotide messenger RNA. Its product is annotated as gibberellin 2-beta-dioxygenase 4. Bases 582 to 1742 code for a protein of 386 amino acids. Lineage: Eukaryota; Viridiplantae; Streptophyta; Pinopsida; Cupressales; Cupressaceae. The record is from RefSeq and is a predicted model, not a curated record. The transcript has 3 exons.
CUAAGCAAGAGACAAUGGUAAGUGAGAAAGUGGGGCAAUUUAAAAAGUCCGGAAUUCUAAGCUGAUGUCCCACAUGCCUUGACAAACUCAUACUGAAGCGGCGCAGAGAGUACCCCAUGACAGGAAACCAGAGGUUGAAGUGGGCCUCUCCUCCAAGUCCCGACACCAAUAACCCAACAAAAUAUAGGUAACCCUAUCUGCAAAACUCCUUGGGCAUCAUCUCAAUGCAUAUCAAUCUGCCCAACAGAGCAUGACUCUGAAUUUAGGGCGUAUUCAAUUCAAAUCUCGUUGGAUGUGCCUGCCUGCUCUCUCUCUCUCUGUCCUCUUCAAGAUAAAUCCCUUGUGACCCACUUACCCAAAACCUCUGCCCCUGCAACUGCAAUGCUAUUAUGCUUUUCAGUUCCAUACUAUUAUUUUAAACACCCAUAGCCCUGCUUUACCUCCAACCGAGACAUUUCUUCUCAGCCCUAUGAAUGGAGACUCUGUUAUUAGGGAUUGAAGCAGAGUCAGGUCACAUCAAAUAAGGUCUUUUCUUUCUCAUAUUUGCCUCUAGGUCUGUUUGUACUGUAGAUUGAAAAAAUAUGUCUUCUACAGAUGUUCAGCAACAGGGGAGUAGUAGUAGUACUAGUAGUGGUAAGGUAGUUUGCGGCUCAAGGGCGCCGCCUCCCACGCCCAAUCAAGGCGGAAAUGCCUCUGCCAUUGUUAAUAGCGAUGCUUUCUCUGCGUUUCUGGAAAGAUCGCUGGGGAUUGCCAAUUUGGUUUUGCCCGAAUCACCCACCAAACCGACUGCGAUGGACCGCGAUCUUCCUGUUAUUGAUCUGUCAGGAGAAAGGGAUGAAGUUGUGAGAUUGAUUAGGGAUUCGGCCAAGGAAUUUGGGGCUUUUCAGGUGGUUAAUCAUGGAAUUCCUUGGCAGACUGUGGAGAGAGCCGAGGAGGAAUGUAAGGGCCUGUUUGAGCUGACGGUGGAGGAAAAGGAGGGGAUUUGCAGGAGCUUUAAUGGAGGAUCGGCCUUUGGAUUCGAUGAUGAUACUAGCACUUCCAUGCGGCAGGAAUCGUUCUGGUUGGAAAAAGAUGCAGAGCAGAUGGAGGCUUUUCUCAGAAAUAUUUGGCCCCAGGGUUGCGUCAACUUCAGCCGCGCAAUGGGGGAGUAUUCUGUUGCAAUGGAGAAAGUUGCAGGCGACAUCCUGGAUCUUUUACUGGAAGGACUGGGCAACUGGCUUGAUCGGUCGACUUUCACAGCACAAAUUGCAUCACAUAAUGCAUCCCUUGUGUGCAUCACAAGCCAGAAGGGUAUCCCCAAAUCUCAGUCAGCUCGUAUAAAGCAUUCACAUCCCUGCAUUCUGAGCACACAGUACCAGAGCAGAGAUUCAUAUGCUUAUCAUCUCUAUGUAGACCGCACUUGGAUUCGGGUCAUUCCACAACAUGGCGCUCUCAUGGUCACCCUGGGAGAUAUCCUCAAGGUGUGGAGUAAUGGAGAAUUCAAGAGUGUGAUUGGAAGGGCAGUUGGAGGCGGCAAAGUAGAGGAGGAAGAGGAGGAAGAAGAGAGUGCAUGUACAUGUACAUGGAUGGCUCUGCUCUACUCACCCUGUGCAGAAACCACCAUUAGCCCAAUACUGGAGCUCAUGGAUUCACAAGAAAAGAAGCCUAAUUACAGUUCUUUUGCCUUGAAAGAUUAUGCAUCUCGCCUGCAAAAGCAGAGAUUUAUGUUUAAGGAUCCUCUCGAUCGUUACAAGAUCAAGUGAACUUGCCUGCCAUGAUUCGCUUGAUCGAUUCUCAUUGUCAAAUCCAUUGUCCAUUGUUUUUUAUUGUUUCUGAAUAUACAAAAUUUUUCCCUUGGUGUUGCUCAGGAUGUAAGUUUUUUCCCCAUUGAAGGGCCAUGAUUUACAUAGUUUAGUUUUAUCUCAAUGUCCACAGACCCCAAUGUAAUAUUUCAUCUUCUUGAAUAUUUAAUUUGCAUCUUUGUGUUCGACUGUAUAAAUUUUGUUGCUGGGACUAUAUGCUAUAAAUAGAAAUUUUAUUACAUUUACAAGUUUUUA